Molecule: messenger RNA, 2267 nt
Organism: Hippocampus comes (tiger tail seahorse)
Lineage: Eukaryota; Metazoa; Chordata; Actinopteri; Syngnathiformes; Syngnathidae
Gene: zbedx
Product: zinc finger BED-type containing X
Exons: 2
Coding region: 201-2105 (634 amino acids)
Molecular function (GO): DNA binding
Source: RefSeq, a predicted model, not a curated record
CAAGACGCCAUUGGUGGACCGCAUUUUGUUGUCCACUCCUGCCUGCUUCCGUCUAAACAAAGACCUGCCCCCUUUUUUUCCUCCAUGAGGAUUUCUCCGCCGCCCGUCGUUACUUUUACGUGUAAUCACGAUUACUAAAUCGGAUUACGACACAUUUAUUGCUUUUUAAGUGCUUUUGGCGCUCACACGCGGCUUCCCAAAUGGACACGGAGUUCAAUGAAGGCUGUGGCGAGACCAAAUCGGCCAUCCAUUCUUGGCGUUAUCGCCACCAUUUCACGUACAAGGCAGAUCAAGGAAAAAAUAUCAUCGUGCAAUGUAAUCUGUGUCUGCCGAGGGUAAACCUGCUGUCCACGUCCAAGACGUCCACGUCCAACCUAAAGAAGCAUUUGGACAGAACACAUCUAGGAUGCGAUGCCAGGCCCGAUGCGAAGCGAGGGAGGAAGAAGGAGGAGUACAACGGCGAGGAAAGUAGCCACUGUCAACUCAAAAAGAUCAAAGCGGAGAUCCUCUCCAAAUGCAUGACCCAAGAGAAGAUCGACGAGCUCAUCUUCAACUACAUCGUGGAGGACUGUCAGCCGUUUCAUGUGCUGGAGCAGCCCGGCUUCAAGAAGCUGAUCACGGGUUUAACCGAGGGUCUCCAUCCCAUGGACAGGGUAACCUUAUUCUCCAAGGUGGACCUCAGUUUCUCGAGGAUGCGCGACGAGCUGAUGGCCAAGCUGGCCGCCGUCCAGUACGUGUGCACCACGGCCGACUUGUGGACCGUCGGCGGCGGCAGCUUCUUCGGCAUGACGUGCCACUGGAUCGACAGCAACUCGCUGGAGCGUAAGUCGGCGGCUCUGGGCUUCGCCAGGAUGCAGGGCCGGCUCACGUACGACUCGGUGGCUGGGAGGAUACACGACAUCCACGUGGCGUACGGUAUCGAAAGCAAAGUCCAGACCACCGUCACCGACAACGCCAGCCCAUUUGUCAACGUGUUCAAAGAGUUUGCGCUGGACGGCACGGAUUGCAACGACGACGUCGGGGUUUUUGAAAACGUCUGCGCCGUGCUGGAGGGCGAGCCGGAGCAGGACAUGCUCCUGUUCCUGCCCACCAUCCAGCGGUGCGCCUCGCACACUUUAGAGCAGAUCGUCACGGAGGACUUCUGGCGGGCUGUGUCACAGGGACCCAUGUGCCAGCUUUAUUACAGCACGAUGUCCAAGGUCUACUCCAUUUGGACCAAAUGCCACCACCUCCAGGUCGGCAUGGAAGCGGCGGAGGAGAUCCGGAAGAUGGCCUUGUUUGUCCCGGCCGUCAUCCGCUGGAACGUGGAGUACUGCGCCCUGCAGAAGAUCAUCUCUCUCACAGAACGGGAGCUGACUGAGCUCUCGGCCCGCCUGGAUGUGGCGCGCCUGCAGCCCGAGGAGAUGGACUUCCUCAAAGAGUACGUCACCGUGUUCCACCCGCUGGCUUUCGCGCUGGAGCUUCUCCAAGCCGAGCAGAAAUGCUACCUGGGCCUGGUCAUCCCCACCGUGCUCAGCCUGAAGAACAAGCUGAACGAGCACAAGGAUUCGGCCAAGUACUUCGGCGACGUCAUCGUCGCCAUGGUGAGCGCCAUCGACACGCGCUUCCGCGAGUUGUUCGCCAGCGACGAGGCCAAGUUUGCCACGGCCACCACCCCGCAGUUCCGCCUGUGGUGGCUGGCCGCCUCCGAGCGGGAGGAGAUGUGCUCCCUGCUGGCCACCGAGGCCUCCCAGGUGGACCCCUGCGACGUGAUCGAGAUCAACACCAGCCAAAACGUCUCCACCAUCAAAUCCGAAGACGACUUUUUCAGUUACGGCUCGGCCAAGCUGACGGCUCACGUGCAGGAGCGCGGAGUCACCGAGGAGAUCCGCAAGUACGUGGAAGGAACCGGCAAGAGCCUCGAGUGCUUGCAGGACUUCCCCAGGGUGAAGCAGUUGUUCCUCAAGUACAACACCACCUUGCCGUCCACGGCGCCCAUCCAGAGGCUUUUCAGCGAGAAGGGCAACUUGGCCACCUCGCAACGAAACUUUCUGACGGACGACUACUUUGAACGCAUUCAACUGCUGAGAUACAACGUCAACGUGUGCGCCGUGCUCAACAGCUGAGCGCGUUUGACCGCUUUCAAAAGAACCCGACGUACAGUACGUCCUCAAGUAGUGGCCGUUUGUUCACUCAAAUAAAAUGAGGUUGGGAGGGAGGCCUUCAUCAGUUCCAACGCAUUUUUGGAAUAUUUUAACUCACGAUUAUUUCAAUGAUUGAUUAUACUG